Molecule: messenger RNA, 5616 nt
Organism: Plodia interpunctella (Indianmeal moth)
Lineage: Eukaryota; Metazoa; Arthropoda; Insecta; Lepidoptera; Pyralidae
Exons: 11
Coding region: 145-1659 (504 amino acids)
Biological process (GO): retrograde transport, endosome to Golgi
Cellular component (GO): membrane; Golgi apparatus
Source: RefSeq, a predicted model, not a curated record
UCAAUCAUUAUUGCUCCGCUCAUACAACUCACACACAUAAGUACACCUAAAAUGAGAAAUUGUAUCAAAUAAUCUUUUAGCCAUAAUAAAUUGGCUUAAUUGAAUUAGUUUCUAAUCAAAAGAGACCUGCGAAUAAAAAUUAAAAUGGUUCGGAGUAUAUUCAUAUUAAUUUUAAUCAUCAAAGCGUGUUUAGGUUUCUCUGAUGUUGGUAAAUGGGAUUUACCGCUUAGCGGGAACUCCUGCACAUUUGCACUAGCAAAGUCGCUAUUCAAAGGGUCAAAACUUUAUGUAGUGUUACAUUGCGGGGUUGACGAGGCGACAGUCUCAUUGAACUAUGAAUGGACGCCUACGCUGUGCUCCCCCGACUACUUCCAUUAUUACGAUCAGGAAAUAAUCGAAUGUUCGGCGACGAGCGCUCGGCCGAUUAAAGACCUUAACUCGACGGAGUACAGUAACAAAUUCCCGUGCCACAGUCGGAUAUCAUACAACAUGUUAUCUGGCACUUUGUUGGACAAGAAACCUGAAGACGUUUCGUAUGCUAACAAUUUCGACCAGCCACUACUGACCGUGGACACGGAAGGGGUCUACGAGUUCAAGGUGACAGUGGUUGGGGACAAGAAAUUCAACGUCUCAGUUGAGGUCCGGCUGGAGUCUCCGUACGGGUACCUGUCUGCUGCCAUGUGGCCGCUGCUUGUGUUCUUCGGCGUGAUGUGCGGCGUGUACACCGCGCUGUGCGCGCUGUGGCUGGCCGUGUGCGCGCUGCAGUGGCGCGACCUGCUGCGGAUCCAGUACUGCAUCGGCGGCGUCGCGCUGCUGGGCAUGCUGGAGAGCGCCACCUUCUACGGCGUCUACUGCUCCAUCAACAAUACCGGGUAUUUCAACUUGUCGCUAUACAUGCUCGCGGAGUGGCUCUCGAUCGGCAAGCGAGCGCUCGCGCGAAUGCUCGUCAUCAUCGUCUCGCUCGGCUUCGGCAUCGUCAAGCCGCGAUUGGGCCCGGCGCUGCAGCGCGUGCUGGCGGCGGGCGCGCUGUGGUUCGCGCUGAGCGGCGCCAGCGCGUGGCUGCGACUGCAGCAUCGCGCGCGCUCCAACCGCACGCUGCUGCUGUCGGAGGCGCCGCUGUCGCUGCUCGACAGCGCCAUCUGCUGGUGGGUCUUCGUGUCGCUCGCGCACACCAUGCGCACUCUGCAGCUGCGCCGAAACGCGAUCAAACUGUCGUUGUACAAGCACUUCACCAACACGCUGGUGUUCGCGGUGAUCUCGUCCGUGGUGUUCAUGCUAUACUCCAUCAAAUCCUACAGGGUCCUCGACUGCAUCACGGAUUGGAAGGAGGUGUGGAUGGACGAAGCCUAUUGGCACAUGUUGUUCUGUGCCGUGCUGGCGGCCAUCAUGGUGCUGUGGCGGCCGACCAACAACAACCAGCGCUACGCCUUCACCCCACUGCUCGACAACAUUGAGGACGAUGAUGAAGAGGAACAGUUCGUAAACGACGCGUACGGCGUCAAGAUGCGCGGCGCCGCGAGCGCGGACGCGCGGCCGGCGCCGGCGCCCGACGCUGACCUGCGCUGGGUCGAGGAACACAUCCCCGUCUCCUCGCUGCCCUUGCUCGACUCUGACGAGGAAUUGAUCAACACGAAGUUCGAAGUUUCCAAGAUGCAGUGAAUCGGUGAUAGUGACCAGUGAACAGUUCGGUGAACUUCCCAGUGAUUUUUAUUGAGACAAAGAAAACUUAAGGCAACGUGUUUCUCAUCUUGUGUGUUAUUACUGAUGCCACACUAUCGCCGGUAAGAGUACCUAUUACUCUGAUGAAAAUACUGUACGUCGGUGUGAGACGGAAAUAGAUGAAAUAAUUUAAUAACUGGCAUUGUCUCGAUAGCUCAGUGGUUAAGAGCCACUGUCCCGGAGAUGGGUUCGAUUCCGGCUCGAUUCCAGAAUUUUUUCAUCUCAUUAUUAUUUUCAAAACAAUCGCCGAACUCGGACAGAUGCCGACGUGAAUGCAAAAGCACUCAUAUUUGCUUUUAUUUAACACAAUGAAAAACCAGUAACGUAUGCCGAAAGCGCCUAGUUGGACGAACUGGUGCGCGAUGUGUUCCCGGCAUAAUCAAAUUAAAGGUGUCAAAUUUUAUUCGCCUAAAAGCAUCUGACAUGACAUUUUUACUACUACUUAUCACAUAUACACACAAUAUUGUGGCAAGUAGUCGCAUACACUAGUCAAACAGUGGGUAGGUUUCCUGACGAUGUUUUUAUUCCGACGUCGUAAAACCUGGCACACGAUCAGAUAGAUCUCGGUUAGCUGUCCCGUUUCUUCUCGUAUAUUUCUAAUGCGCGCUCUUAUAUGAGCCAAACGAAAGAUGACGGAUGUCUAUAGUUUUCUUUGUCUACGGAUUUUAUCGAGUCGAAGUGGGCCUAAGACUGCCAUUUUUUAAAUGUACGAUUUAAAAACAUGUGAUUUCAAUUAGUGUAGUUAGUCCUACAUUUGAAAAAUUACAGGUUUGGCUUCAUUUCGUUUGUAAUAAUCGAUAUUGUAUGUAUUGCUAUUUUCUAUUGUGUAUUUUUAAUGUGUAAUUGUGAUAUUUUUGACUUUCCUAAAUUCAUUAUUAAAAAAAUGGAUAGGUAUUUUUUGCUGGAAUCGAAUUUGGAUAUAUGCUGGCUUGACAGUUGUUUUGAAGUUUUUUAAAUAUAUUAUUGUCCUGAGCUCAAAUGUCUGUUUAAUUAAGUGUGGGUAUAUUUAUUUUCUUUUUGGAAAUGGUUAUGUUGGUACAUACCUAAUGCAGCACGUGUACAACGGAAUUAUUACGCAUGCGUACACGCGGACGUAACGUAUACACAUUAGGUCUGCACCAUUAUUUAAAUAAAAUUAAUAAUAGGUUUUAUUUCAUCAAGUUGUAGAAACAGUAUACAAUUUACACAAUAUAUAAAAUGCAACGGAAUUUGUCAUCACUUCGCUGCUUUCUUUUUGGAAGUGGUAAUAAGUAGUAUAUUUAGGAAUUAAUUCCAUCACUCAAAAUAAAAGUAACUGCUCGUCUUCAAAAUAUAUAUCAAAACAUACAUACAGUAGGAACUUAUAUCGUGAAUAAAGUAUUGAUUUAGUGGAAACUGUUACAAAUUCAAAGAUCAACGUUUUUUUAUAGGUUUUCGUUAAAAAGAAGCGUAUUUUCUUUUACAAUAAGAAUUCGCUUCAAAAUUUGAAUGAUUUAACUGUGACUGUGUUUUCCUCACAGACCAUUUAGUUUUCUAUUUGAUGCAAAAUUAGGUACUUAUAAGACAUAUAUUUUAGAGGCUUAACUUACUUGAAAGUAUUAAGAAUACAGAAUAAUGUAAUGUUCGUUCGUUCUACUCUCUCAUCGGGGCGUCUUCCGGGUUACUUCUACAACCGUAAACCGUUGGAGCCCUGGCUCCACUCUCACUAUCGGCCAUGUUAUUUUAUAAUAGUUUAUUAAUUGAAAAGCGUAACUAUUUUGAAAGUUCAGAGAGACGAGUGAUCUCACAAACGAAUUCCUUUCAUGUUAGUUUGAGUUUCUAACCUUGUGAAAAUAGUAUUGUGUUAGUGUAUAUAGUCAAACCACAAACUUGACAUAAAUAAAGAAGUAGUUACGUACCAAAAAUGGAGAACAGUUUUAAAGUAUACCUACUACAGCAGGCCUACCAUCAACUUUUACAUAACGAUUCCAAUGCUACUCAGUUCAAUUUAGGAACCUAAAACGAAUCGCAUUCAUACAAAAAAUUAAGUCGAUGGUACGAAUUUGCGAUGCAGGUCAGUUUAGGUCGUAAAGUGGAUCGCGUUAAGUGAUGAUGGUAAGCCCCAGAAAUUAAUAAGAAAAAAUAAUUUAUUAAAACAAUGUGGAUCGAUGGAAUGUAACAUUUAUUUCUUACUAUUUACGUGUAAUUUGUCAUCACUUUGCUGCUUUCUUUUUGGAAUUGGUAAUAAGUAGUAUAUUUAGGAAUUAAUUCCAUCACUCAAAAUCAAAGUAACUGCUCGUCUUCAAAAUAUAUAUCAAAACAUACAUACAGUAGGAACUUAUAUCGUGAAUAAAGUAUUGAUUUAGUGGAAACUGUUACAAAUUCAAAGAUCAACGUUUUUUUAUAGGUUUUCGUUAAAAAGGAGCGUAUUUUCUUUUACAAUAAGAAUUCGCUUCAAAAUUUGAAUGAUUUAACUGUGACUGUGUUUUCCUCACAGACCAUUUAGUUUUCUAUUUGAUGCAAAAUUAGGUACUUAUAAGACUUAUAUUUUAGAGGCUUAACUUACUUGAAAGUAUACAGAAUAAUGUAAUGUUCGUUCGUUCUACUCUCUCAUCGGGGCGUCUUCCGGGUUACUUCUACAACCGUAAACCGUUGGAGCCCUGGCUCCACUCUCACUAUCGGCCAUGUUAUUUUAUAAUAGUUUAUUAAUUGAAAAGCGUAACUAUUUUGAAAGUUCAGAGAGACGAGUGAUCUCACAAACGAAUUUCUUUCAUGUUAGUUUGAGUUUCUAACCUUGUGAAAAUAGUAUUGUGUUAGUGUAUAUAGUCAAACCACAAACUUGACAUAAAUAAAGAAGUAGUUACGUACCAAAAAUGGAGAACAGUUUUAAAGUAUACCUACUACAGCAGGCCUACCAUCAACUUUUACAGAAUGAUUCCAAUGCUAUUCAGUUCAAUUUAGGAACCUAAAAUGAAUCGCAUUUAAACAAAAAAUUAAGUCGAUGGUACGAAUUUGCGAUGCAGGUCAGUUUAGGUCGUAAAGUGGAUCGCGUUAAGUGAUGAUGGUAAGCCCCAGAAAUUAAUAAGAAAAAAUAAUUUAUUAAAACAAUGUGGAUCGAUGGAAUGUAACAUUUAUUUCUUACUAUUUACGUGUACUUUAGUAUUAUAAAGCAUUACCAGAAUGUUGUAGUAAUGUAUAUUUGUUUUAUUAUAUUUAAAUAUCUAACAGACCGAGCUGACAGAGAGUGGUCAAAAUUUAAUUAGUUUUCAAAAACCUGACGACUUCGGUUGCGUAGUGGUAAAGUGCUUGCCUCUGAACCGAGACGUCCCGGGUUCGAGCCCCGGUCGGGUCAUGAUGGAAAAUGAUCUUUUUCUGAUUGGCCCGGGUCUUGGAUGUUUAUCUAUAUAUGUAUGUUAUAAAAUAUAGUAUCGUUGAGUUAGUAUCCCAUAACACAAGUCUAGAACUUUGGAGCUAGCUCAAUCUGUGUGAUUUGUCCUAAUAUAUUUAUAUAUAUAUAAUUACGCCACCAGAUAUGGGGUUGUAUGCCCAGUUUCAUCCCAUUGUCUCUGGGAAGGAAUUGAGCGUAAACACAACUAUGUACCCCAACUUUGUUCACGAAUAUGAAGGACACAGGAAGGGUGCAAUUAUGGAAUUUUAUCGAAGUAGGGUCGAAAAUGUUCAGUAUUAGCCUAUGAAAGGUGCGUGUGAGGAGACCUCACCGAUUGCAACCGUCGUCGGUCCUAGACACUCCACUAAAUAUCUAUUGAGCAAUCAGAGCUGCGUUCGUGGUAUUCAAAAACUGAUUAUAUUUCGAUCACUUCUAUUGUAUGAGACAGGUCGUCCAGUCAGGAAUACAUUUUAAAUAGUAUGUGAUCUUGAAUGUAAAUAUGUUGUUACUAAGUAUAUGAAAAAAAAAACGAAAUAAAGUUAUUCACUUAG